Molecule: messenger RNA, 315 nt
Organism: Colletotrichum navitas
Lineage: Eukaryota; Fungi; Ascomycota; Sordariomycetes; Glomerellales; Glomerellaceae
Exons: 2
Coding region: 1-315 (104 amino acids)
Source: RefSeq, a predicted model, not a curated record
AUGCCUACUCGUCAUCCUCCGCCACCAUAUUCUACGAGUCCAGUGCACGAUGCCAAGUUCCGCGACGACAGCCGGGGCGUCCGUCACCUCGUGCCACACAGUACCGGGCACGAUCCUCAAACUACACAUCGGCCUGACGAGACACCUCAAGUGCGACUUGGACAGCUGCAAGUCGCGAGGCUGCUGCGGCCCGGCAACAAAAUGACGUCGAGGAUGAUGGCCGCCCGAAACGUCGUGAAGGGAAGCUCCACGGCUUUGCCGCGGUUCUACUUCCUCUUUAUCAUCGCCAAGAAGGUACCCGGCAUAGGCAAGUAG